CUCAGCAGGCGACAUAACAGGAGGAAGGUGGAAAAAUCACACAAGCUGCUUCAUCUGCUGCUGCUGCCCCACAUUGUGAAUGCUCUCAGUGUGUUUCUCCAAAGCCUCCAACAAGCGGCUGUCCUUCAUUAUUUAAAGUGGACGGCGCGGCGGAGACGCUCCGGAGGUCCCACUCGGCGCCCUGCAGACCGCACGGCCGCUACAAUGAUUUGAUCGUCGCCACGGAUCCAUCCAGUCGGUGUUGUAGAUGACAAGAGGGAGCAUGAAGUUUGCGGUGGCGGUGUUGUGGUUCUCCCUGGCUCUCGGGAAGGCUACUAUGCAAGCUCAGGAAGACUUUGUGUCUCUGGCCGAGAUGGAGGAUUCCUUGUUGAGGAACCUUUUCAGGGGUUACCAGAAGUGGGUUCGGCCUGUCCAGCACGCAAACGACACCAUCACUGUUUGCUUUGGACUCAAGAUCUCACAGCUGGUUGACGUGGAUGAAAAGAACCAGCUGAUGACUACAAAUGUCUGGCUCUGGCAGGAGUGGGUUGACGUGAAGCUGAAGUGGAACCCAGAUGACUAUGGAGGCAUCACCUCCAUCAGAGUGCCCUCGGAGACGAUCUGGCUGCCUGACAUCGUUCUGUACGAGAAUGCCGAUGGUCGUUUCGAGGGUUCCCUUAUGACCAAAGCCAUCGUGCGCUGGGACGGCACCAUCACAUGGACUCCUCCUGCCAGCUACAAGUCCUCCUGCACCAUGGACGUCACCUUCUUCCCCUUCGACCGCCAGAACUGCUCCAUGAAGUUCGGCUCCUGGACCUACGACGGGAACAUGGUGGACCUGGUGCUGCUGGACCACUACGUGGACCGUAAAGACUUCUUCGAUAACGGCGAGUGGGAGAUCCUCAACGCCACGGGGGUGAAGGGGAGCAGGAGGGACGGGGUCUACUGGUACCCGUUUGUCACCUACUCCUUCAUCCUCAAGAGACUGCCCCUGUUCUACACCCUCUUCCUCAUCAUCCCGUGCCUCGGCCUCUCCUUCCUCACCGUGCUGGUGUUUUAUUUGCCGUCAGACGAAGGAGAGAAACUGUCACUUUCCACGUCUGUGCUGGUGUCGCUCACCGUGUUCCUGUUGGUCAUAGAAGAAAUCAUCCCUUCAUCCUCAAAGGUGAUCCCACUGAUUGGAGAAUACCUGCUCUUCAUCAUGAUCUUCGUCACUUUCUCCAUCAUCGUCACUGUCUUCGUCAUUAACGUCCACCACCGUUCCUCUGCCACGUACCACCCCAUGGCCCCCUGGGUAAAGAGCCUCUUCCUCCAGAGACUGCCCAGACUGCUGUGUAUGAGGGGCCACACUGACAGAUACCACUUUCCAGAUAUGGAGAUGCGUAGCCCAGAGCCGAAGCCCCGCAAAGGUGUGGGGAGGAGAGGGGCUCCGGGCCACAGCGGCUCCCAGCAGAGGGGCCCCCUGGCAGGGAAGGAGGACGAGAACCAAGCCUGGCUGGCCAUGCUGGAGAAAGCCACCAAUUCAGUUCGCUACAUCAGCCGUCACAUCAAAAAGGAGCACUUCAUACGAGAGGUUGUUCAAGACUGGAAGUUUGUGGCUCAGGUGUUGGACAGGAUUUUCCUCUGGGCCUUCCUCACAGUGUCAAUACUGGGAACUGUCCUAAUCUUCACCCCUGCUCUGCAGAUGUACUUCAGCACACCUUGAAACACACACACAAAAAAACUCCCCAACACUCUCCAGCAGCUCAUUCUUGUUUUCCAGUUUGUCUUGUCCGACUUUGACUUAUUGAUAAAGCUCAAUAAAACAUUCACACUGUAUAUUUCCUUUGCAGAAACAAGCUCAAGCUCUAAAACUUUUACCUCCCUACAGUAUGGUUUGCAGCCUGUAAUGACUCCUGCAGACUGUAGUAUUGUAGAUGCAACCUGUCAUUCAUUGUAAGGUGCAUGCACACACGUGCAAAGGAAUGAAAGCAAUAAGCAGGUUAUAGUAGCGUGUAUGAUUUGAAUGUCCAUGUUUGUAUAAGUGUAACAUUAUACAGUUAUUAUACAUGCAACAACACGCACAGUAUCACUCCAUGAAUAAUGAGUUGUUUUGUGUGUCACUUGUCCAGCCAGCUGUAAGUGCUGUAAUGAAUUAAUAAAAUAAAAAUGAUGUAUA
Molecule: messenger RNA, 2137 nt
Organism: Centropristis striata (black sea bass)
Lineage: Eukaryota; Metazoa; Chordata; Actinopteri; Perciformes; Serranidae
Gene: chrnb3a
Product: cholinergic receptor nicotinic beta 3 subunit a
Exons: 8
Coding region: 248-1684 (478 amino acids)
Biological process (GO): chemical synaptic transmission; monoatomic ion transmembrane transport; signal transduction
Cellular component (GO): postsynaptic membrane; neuron projection; synapse
Molecular function (GO): acetylcholine-gated monoatomic cation-selective channel activity; transmembrane signaling receptor activity
Source: RefSeq, a predicted model, not a curated record